UGAAGUAAAGUAACAGCUCUCCUGAGACACUAAACGCAAUGAUCGUCUGAGGUAAAACUAUUAAAAAUAUCUUUCGAAUCCGAAAUCCAAAAAUGAUAAUCGGCUAAAAACGGCGAAGGGGCGUAAGGGAGGGUGUUGCGCGGUCGCAGGAUCGCGUCGCUUCCUAGGCGGAGCGGAGGCUGGCUGGUGACUCGGUGACCCAGUUUCCCCCGGCGUCCCGACGCUGCACCGCGCGCCGUUCGUUCGGUUCGCGUCGAAUUCGUACGCGAGCAUGGAACCGAAGCGGCUGGAACCGCGGGCACCCUCGUCGUCGCUCCUCCAUCGUAUUCGACAUCGCCGACGCGUGGUCGUGUCCUUCGGCCGGUGUCGAGCCGCCGCCGCCGCUGCCGUUGCGUCGCGUCGACUCGAUCCGUGGUGGCGGUGCCCGCGUCCCGACGCCGUCGUCGUCUUCGUCCGUUCACGAUCGUCCUGGCUAGCGACGCUAUGCGCCGCGUUCUCUUCGCCAGCUGUUCCAGCCGUCUCGAGGUAGUUGUUCCGUCUCGCCGAGACUUCUCGUUCCUCGAUCUCCCCGUUCCCGAAAGAGGAUAGUGAUUCGUUUCGAUAGAGCGAGACUUUCGUAAAGAGAAUUUCCGGCCGGAUGGAGAAUCGUGAAGGAACGCCCCACAGGCUGUGCUGAUUAUUUGAAUCCAUGGAUUAUCGGAUGGUAAAUCCGCGCAGGACUUUCCGAUGUGUUUGAGGAUCUCGUAUCGGUUUAUCGAAAUUUUCUUGGGCAGCGUUCAGUACACCAGUCAGUUCUGGCAGCAACAUGGGUAGUAUAGCACGGUUUCCAAAGUUGGACGAGUGUGCCCACUUUCAUUACGAACAUGUUGAACUCAGUUCCUUGGAGGUUUCGCUUAGCGAAGGUACGAACGAUUCGGAGAGUUACGCUAUCAGGGUAACAUCCGGUGACGCGUGCUGGACCCUGCAGCGUUCUUACGACAAUUUUGUUAUGUUCGACAAACAGUUGCACCGUUGCAUAUUCGACAGGAAGUUCUCUUCCCUGACCAAACUUCCAGACACGCGGCCAAAAAACACCUGUGAUAUACUACGGGAUUAUUUGAAUAGGUUCUCCCAGUUGAAUCAUGAAGGUCUAAACUGCGGACCCGUGCUAAAUUGGUUGCAGCUAGAUAAUAGAGGAAGAAGGAUCCUCGUCCCGGAGUCGGACUCCUGCCCCAUUAAUACUCCUGCAGUAGCUGCGGCUUAUGCAGUCAGACCUUAUGUGGCUCAGGCACCGGACGAAAUCUCCUUCCAGGUCGGAGACAUGAUAUCCGUGAUAGAUAUGCCUCCGCCUGGGGAAAGUACAUGGUGGCGUGGGAAGCACGGAUUCGCAGUCGGUUUUUUCCCAGCCGAAUGCGUGGCUGUGAUUGGUGACAAAGUGCCACGGCAUCUUACCGUGUCGACGACAGUCAGAUCGAAAUUACCCGUGAAGCCGGUGCUUAGGAAGCACGGGAAACUGAUCGCCUUCUUUAGAUCGUUUAUAUUGAACAGACCGUCGAGGAGGCGUUUGAAGCAAUCGGGAAUUCUGAAGGAACGCGUGUUUGGUUGUGAUUUAGGGGAACAUCUUUUGAAUUCUGGUCAAGAUGUGCCUACUGUUUUAACAUGCUGCGCCGAGUUCAUCGAGAAUCACGGCUUGGUCGACGGUAUAUAUCGUCUAAGCGGUGUAACAUCGAAUAUACAAAGACUGCGGAACGCGUUCGAUGAGGAUCGUGUCCCUGCGUUGCAUUCCGAUGAAAGUAUCUUACAAGAUAUUCAUUCGGUGGCGUCGUUGUUGAAAAUGUACUUCAGAGAAUUACCGAACCCGCUCUGUACAUACCAACUCUACUCUACUUUCGUGAACGCGGUUCAAGCGAGCACUGACGCUGAAAGGCUAAGACGCAUGAGGGAUACCGUUAGAAAAUUACCACCGCCGCAUUACAGAACGUUAGAAUAUCUCAUGCGUCAUUUAGUGCGAGUCGCAGCUCGAGGUGCGGAGACCGGCAUGACACCGCGGAAUGUCGCGAUCGUUUGGGCACCGAAUCUCCUGAGAUGCAAGGAAUUGGAAGUCGGUGGCGUGGCAGCUUUGCAGGGCGUUGGCGUACAGGCCGUGGUCACAGAAUUCUUGGUCUGUUACGCGGAAUUAAUCUUCGGGGACGGUCCGGUCGGAAGGCCGAAAUCGUUGGCUAUUACAACACCGGCGAGAUUGCUCAGUUUGGAGGAGGCUCGAAACCGAAGCCUGAGAGGCGAGCCAGAUUACGUGGAAGUGGGCGCCGGUCCAGCUGGGUUACCGUUGCAUUACCAUACGGUCAUAGAAUUACCGCGAAAGAGAAACGGCUCGAAACGUUCACCCUCGUUGAACUGGAGAGCUUUGUUCGGGCGAGGUGGUUUAGGUGCCAGAGGAAAAACGAGACAAGUUGGCACGCCACCUCAAACAGAAACGGUGCCAAGUUCCUUACGACGGCUGAGACCAGUGAAAAGCGCGGACAGCUUGGACGGCGAAGAUAGUUUAGGCCCUCUCCUGGGACCGCCGCCGGCCAGGCCCGGACACAGUCGGUCAGUCUCGCAUGAUUCGUAUUUUGAUCAUCUGGCGGACGCACCGAAUACCGCGUCGCCGUUGGAUCUCUCGGAGAUACAACUUAACUUCGAUCUGGAGGAACGAGAGAUGCGAAUGUUCUCGGAGGAAGAGAGCGGUGGCGUUGCUUCAGUGGAAGCUUCCCCGCGAAGACAGAGAACGGAAGGGACCCAGAACGCUGCUGCCACCGGCGGCUCCAAGAGGAAAAGAUCGCGAUUAGAAGAAAGACUGCACUGCGACGUUGAGUUGCGCUUUAUUGAUAGCCAAAGUCCUGAUCAGGUGAUGGUAUCCGCAGAUGUUCAUAGUAUGGACACCCCGUCCCCUCUGCCUACACCGGGGUACCUUCCAUUGUUAUCCGAAGCUUCGACUCCACUGACACCUGCUACGUUACAUGGAACACCGCAUUCUAUAUCACCUGUACCAGCUAACAGCCCUAGAAUAAGCUUCCGAAGUUUCACCUUACCUUUAGAGAUCGAUGACGAACAGAGUAACGCGAACAAACUGAACAGAACUAGCGUGUCUUCCGAUAAAUCAUCCGACCCUAGUCAUAGGUUAUCCGUAAACUUAGAACGGCAGAGUAGCGCCAAAUCCUGCGAGAGGAUAAUGACUUACGACGACAAAGAGUCUUCCAAGGCUCAGGCGCCUUCGAAGGAGUCGGACCUAGUUGUAACGGACGUAGUCGACCAAGAGAUGACGCCUUGCGACAGGCUGAUGUCUCACCCUAGCGAGAUAGACACUACUAGUAAAAUAACGUCCCCGUGCAAAGAUGCGUGUAGCAGACCAAGUUCUUCGUACUCCGAAAAUAAAUCGCACAGCGAUAACAGAGACACGUUGGACGUACGGAAACACGACGCGUCGACGAACAAAUCGCAGAACGACAACGCCACUGCAAGCAAUUCGAACGCACACAGAAAUGAUUUAGGACUGCCAUUAUCCAGUGCGACCGAUCUUGAUUCUCCGAUGUCAUGCGAACAGACCAUCGAGGAUUUACCCGAUUCCGGUUUCGUGAUUUGCGACAGCUCCGACAAGAUGUAUACCAACACGGAAACGUCGCAAAUGGUGUCGAACACUAAUGAUUCUGGCGAAUGGGUUAUAGUCGAGACAACCGGCUCGAUCACGACGCCUACGAGCGAAUCGAGCAGUUCGAAGGAUCCGUUGGAAGGCACCGUGAAUAACGCGAUUGCGACGGACGCGCCGCGAUUAAGAUCCAUGUCGGAGAACGUGUCCAGAACCUCAUUGGAUCUCACCAUGGGCUCGACCGUCGACACGGAUACGUCCUGUAUCGGUGUCAGUGAUUUGACCGAGAGUCCUGUACUGCCUCAAGAGUCUGCGGAGAUGACGUUCGACGACACCAGGGAGCUCGAGGAACGCGAUACUACUGGUCAAAGAACUUCCGGUGUGUUCGACGAUGAAACCGGUUUCGGGGUAGUUGAUCCUGGCAACAAUUUCUCAAAUAUCGUGCAGUCGAACUUACACGAUCAAGAUAAUGGUAACCAGAAGAUGUGCACCGUCAGCAUGACUGAUAUUCGUCUGAACCAGAAACCUGCUGGGAUGGAUCACGAAGUGACCACUUGUUACACACAACUGGAUAACACCAAGGCUUUCAAUAGGAAUGAGAAUUCAGCGAAGGAAGUCGUGGAAGUAGAAGCGUUCGAAACCUCCCAAAGUCCUUCGAGGAACCUCGACUUCCAGCGUCAGGAUGUUCGACGUUCUUUGCAGCUGCAUCAGAACUCACAGUUCCAAGCAGGCGAUCGUCGUUCGUUUUCUGGUCAGUCGAAAAAGGAUCUCGACUUAUCAUUGGUCAAUACGGAAAACAGUAAGCAUCGGUGUCAGAGCCAGAAGUCGGAAAAGUGCCAAAGUUUUGAGUACUUGCCGAAGGAAUCCGCCUCGAGCAAACAGUUUCUAACACGCGUUGAUGAACCUGCCAAAUGUAACAACGUGAACAACAGUCAACUGCAAGAGAACAUCGAAGUGGUAAUACCAUCGGAGAACGCGACUGAGCCUAAUGAAAUAGCCCAUCCUCCAGAAGGAGCGUCUGAAACGACGUCUCUCAACUCAUCUUGUACGUUUUCGAACGCUUCUUCGCCGGUAGACGAUUCCAUUGUGCUCCGAGACACGGCUGCUAUACUCCAAGAGUUGGCGUUGCAAAGAUUGUCCGGAGGUAUUGUCGGUGAUUUGUCUGCACCUCCCAGAAGAAGGUACGAAACCGAGAGCAUUAAGGAUCGAAGAAGCUUCGAUUCGGAAAUUGGCAGGGAAAUAGUCCGUGAAAGGAAGAUGAGACAAGAACUGGACACCGCUCGAGGGAAGUCAGAGGAGCCACCGGUGAACAGUGGCCAACAUUUGCCACCGUGUUUGAGGGCUCGUCACGCGAGGACCACGCGAGCGUCCCUCAGUCGAUCUCUGGAUGAGGCAAAGUUUAAUAAAAUGACAGUGGAAGCGUCUCUGCCUGUGAAACAGUCUUCGGAAGACUCGCAGCACAGUUCGACGCCGAAUGUCGGCGCCUCGAGUAACGCCUCAGGCAAUUCCGAUAAGUUACAUUUCAAGAAUCUUGGGGGUUUGGACCUGGGCGAUCCGCAGUGCAGGGAGAGGAUAGAAAAGUACAAAGAGGAGAGGAGAACGUUUUUGAGGGACAAGUAUAGAUCGGAAAGCUUCCGCGGAAUGUUAUCGAAGGCAGAAGACGAUGGAGAACAGGCGCUUCUAGCUAGAUUAAAGCAGAGAGCUUCUAGGCCUUCCCUUCAUUGAUAUUAAACUAAUUUUUCCUGGGCGCGCUCUGCUGAUCCUUUUCCUUCACGUGUUGUAUAAACGCCCCUGCCACUACGACGAACUUAUGGUAUCGAUGAUCGAAAGUUGAAUUAUUGUAAGUGCAACAGUCUCUUGUAAGAUAAACCAAGUAUUUUGAGAAACGAGAUUUAUUUUUAAAGUUUACUUUAUAUUAGUAAAAGAAUAUAGUUUCUUUGCAAAAAUAUUUUAUUUAUAAUUCGUUAUUAAAGUUAUAUAUUGUUGAGGAAUAUUUCUGAUACUCAUUUGAAAAAUUAAGAUUUGCAUUUAAUACUGGUUUCACAAUGAAACUAUAGUUAUAUUUUAUUUUGAAUCGAAUGGCACUUAAAAUAAAUUAGCUUUCAAUCAUUAAUAUAUGUAUUCCAGUGAGCUGCUCGUUGUAUCGAAUACUGCGUUUAACCCUUUGCUCUCAACAACGUUUCAUCGAGAUUAUACGAGGUAUGUUUGUUACUUUUCUUUCUUUUGAUUAUUUUAUCUGGGAUAAACUGUUGUUUCGUUUAUAUGAUAUAAUUGUUCUUUGUGAGAAGCUGAAUCUUAAUGUGAGAUGAUAGAAGAUCGAUUAAAAUGUAGUUUUAAGCGUGAAAUGCAUUGGAGCGAAAGUUGAA
Ceratina calcarata is the source of this 5970-nucleotide messenger RNA. It is a transcript of the gene CdGAPr, whose product is annotated as GTPase-activating protein CdGAPr. Bases 806 to 5329 code for a protein of 1507 amino acids. Gene Ontology annotation, molecular function: GTPase activator activity; phosphatidylinositol binding; protein binding. The record is from RefSeq and is a predicted model, not a curated record. Gene Ontology annotation, biological process: small GTPase-mediated signal transduction. Lineage: Eukaryota; Metazoa; Arthropoda; Insecta; Hymenoptera; Apidae. The transcript has 7 exons.